Messenger RNA from Cottoperca gobio, 2442 nucleotides. RefSeq names its product inositol-trisphosphate 3-kinase Ca (gene itpkca). The transcript is spliced from 7 exons. The record is from RefSeq and is a predicted model, not a curated record. NCBI's taxonomy places the organism in Eukaryota, Metazoa, Chordata, Actinopteri, Perciformes, Bovichtidae. Gene Ontology annotation, molecular function: inositol hexakisphosphate kinase activity. Gene Ontology annotation, biological process: inositol phosphate biosynthetic process; phosphatidylinositol phosphate biosynthetic process. Gene Ontology annotation, cellular component: nucleus; cytoplasm. The coding region runs from base 103 to 1014 and encodes 303 amino acids.
AGCAAACAAGGUCCAUUUCAAAAGGUGUCAUCAUUUUUAUUAGAAAAAGUUCUGGUUGGUUGGUCAUAUCAUACGCCGAGGACUCAGCAAAUGUCUUAAGACAUGUUUUACGAGAACUCCGCAUGGAAGAAACACAAAAGUUGUGGGACUUCAUCUCUGCUCCCCAUGACUCCUAAGAAACCUCAGCAGUGGCUGCAAGUGGUCGGACAUGCAGGGAGCUUUCAUGUUGGGGAUUAUGGCACACUGCUGAAGAGGUUUUGUGAGGGGGAGCAACAAUGCUACCUCAGGCUGAUGGAGGACGCUUUGAGGCCCUUUGUCCCAGCCUACCACGGCGUGGUACAGCGGGACGCGCUGGAUUACAACAUGAUGGAUAACUUGCUGACCCAUUUCAACACACCUGCCAUCAUGGACUGCAAGAUGGGCAGUCGGACAUACCUCGAGGGGGAGCUGCUGGUGGCCAGAGAACGACCCCAGCCUCGUAACGACAUGUAUGAGAAGAUGGUGGCUGUUGACCCAGAGGCCCCCACUGUGCAGGAACGAGCCCAGCAGGCGGUGCUGAAAACCAGGUACAUGCAGUGGAGGGAGACGCUGAGCUCCACCACGUCUCUGGGCUUCCGUAUCGAAGGAUUCAGGAAGUCAAAUGAAGAAUGUCACACAAACUUCAAAAGGACCAAAAGCAGAGAGCAAGUUAUGGAAGCACUGGACAACUUUGUUGAGUCCAAUACACACAUUGUGUGGGGCUAUCUACGACGGUUGAAACAACUGCGGCAGGUCUUGGAGGAAUCACACUUCUUCAGAACACAUGAGGUGGUGGGCAGUUCCUUACUGUUUCUACAUGACUGGAAAGGCAGAACAGGAGUCUGGAUGAUUGACUUUGGAAAGACAGCAGCAUUGCCAGCACACCUCACCUUGGACCACCGCACUCCCUGGGUGGAGGGUAAUCGAGAAGAUGGCUACCUGUGGGGUCUGGACAACCUCAUUGAUAUACUGGCCAACAUGCUGCCACUGACCUGAACGCCUCUCUUAACAUGUGGACAUUUAUUCUUAAUCUUUCCUUCAAGACUCAUAAGUGAGUGACAGCCGAUGGACUGGCCUCUGAAACGGUCGGUCAGAAUUAUGGGAAUUAACUCUAUUGGAAAAUACAAAUUGAUUACAAGAACAACACAUUUUGCACAAUGUGUUCUCAAGUAAAUACUUUCCUGCACAGAUUUCUUCUUGCAAAUUAAGCCCACAACAUUGGUCAAAAGGCCUUUGGUGAUUUACCGAAUCUCAACCUGAGCCUUGUAAAGUUUGACCACUGACUGACUUUACAUACACUCACCUGCCCUGAUCUGCCACUAACAUUGAGCUGUAAGCUGUAAGAGCCAAGUGCAGUCAGUUUCCAGCCUCAGCAGGAGACGUCUGACCCAACCAUCUCGAGAUGGCCUGAUCAUUAUUUCAGGAAAAACAUGGCACAAGCAAUUAUAAGCCAAAGAUAUGGCUGCCCUGAGAUCAUAAGCAGUUUAAAUGUCACAAUGUGUCAUUAAAAUGGUGCUAAAACUAUGAAAGGGGAGUUAUUUCCUGCAUUUCUUUAAUUAAUUUCUUUGCCUCACUAUUAUAAUGAUUAGUUUUCACACAUUAGAUUGUGAAAUAAUUUCACUAUUUAUGAAUCAGAGUUAGAAUUACUAUUAAGAAAACUUUGGGACUCUCAAUGUCAAGUUAUGUGGCGUCCAACUACACAUGCACUCAACAGUUGAGAACAAUAAUAUGUAGGGUGUUCCUUGGGGUCCAACAAGAUUAAAACUUUGCACAAAGUCAUUUAUGGGGUUAAUGGUUUAAUUUCCACAUUACAUUUUAUAUUCUUUUUAGACUUUUCCUUUUAAUUAUUGUGCCAACGUACAGCCUCACAGGGCCAAUAGCAUGGCUGUAGACAAUUCCUCGUACUACAAGGCAAAUUUAAGACUCUCAGGCAACAAUAGUAAAUUAACAUUAUUCAAUGUUGUUUAUCAGCGUGAUAUAAAAACACUAUUUCCCAUUACGUGAGUUUAUGCUUUUAUAAACUCUUAGCCAAAUGUUGUGAUCAGUUUAUUUCAAUGUCUAAAUGGAGUUUUUAAAAUGGUAGUGUUUCCUUCCUGCAGCUGACACCUUCACAGGUUGAUAUUGUAAACAUAAUUCAGUGUCUGUGGUGACUCAUGUAAACCAGCUGUUUUCUUCCUCUUCAGAGGCAUGAAGGUUGAUGGCAUUUGAUGUUUUUACUGUUUUGGAUCAUUGAAACAUCAACAUUAAGCAGAUUGUAAUUUUCUUCAUACAUGACAUCUGAUCUGUCAAAAGCUAAACAAUCAGCUUGACAAACUGCAGAUUGAUUUAAGAUGAAAAAGAACCUUUGGCUAAAUUAUGGUUUAACAUCACUGUUUAUUAAAAUGCACUGUCCCUAAAUAAACCAAUAAAGUAAAGUAAAAAACA